Molecule: messenger RNA, 2567 nt
Organism: Budorcas taxicolor (takin)
Lineage: Eukaryota; Metazoa; Chordata; Mammalia; Artiodactyla; Bovidae
Gene: RASA2
Product: RAS p21 protein activator 2
Exons: 24
Coding region: 21-2567 (848 amino acids)
Biological process (GO): intracellular signal transduction; regulation of GTPase activity; negative regulation of Ras protein signal transduction
Molecular function (GO): GTPase activator activity; phospholipid binding
Source: RefSeq, a predicted model, not a curated record
GGCACAGGCCGGGCGGCACCAUGGCGGCGGCGGCGCCUGAUGCUCUUGCGGGUUUUUCCGAGGCGCCGGCUCCGACUGCGACGGCAGAGCCAGCGGCCGGGGGCGAGGACAGUCGUGAGGUCCGAGUGCUGCAGAGCCUGCGGGGCAAGAUCUGUGAAGCGAAAAAUUUAUUGCCAUAUCUUGGACCCAACAAGAUGAGAGAUUGUUUCUGCACCAUAAAUUUGGACCAGGAAGAAGUUUAUCGUACCCAAGUUGUUGAAAAAUCUUUAAGCCCAUUUUUCAGUGAAGAAUUUUAUUUUGAGAUUCCAAGAACUUUCCAGUAUUUGUCUUUCUAUGUUUAUGAUAAGAAUGUUUUACAAAGAGACCUUCGUAUAGGAAAAGUAGCCAUCAAAAAAGAAGACUUGUGUAACCACAGUGGCAAAGAAACUUGGUUUUCGCUACAGCCUGUUGAUUCCAAUUCAGAGGUUCAGGGUAAAGUUCACCUUGAAUUAAAACUGAAUGAACUGAUAACAGAAAAUGGAACUGUGUGCCAGCAGCUUGUUGUACAUGUCAAGGCAUGCCAUGGGUUGCCUCUCAUAAAUGGACAAAGCUGUGACCCUUAUGCAACAGUUUCUCUAGUGGGCCCUUCCAGGAAUGACCAAAAGAAGACAAAAGUAAAGAAGAAAACGAGCAAUCCGCAGUUUAAUGAAAUCUUUUAUUUUGAGGUGACGAGAUCCAGUAGUUACACCAGAAAGUCCCAGUUCCAAGUAGAAGAGGAGGACAUUGAAAAGCUGGAAAUUAGGAUCGACUUGUGGAACAAUGGAAACCUGGUCCAAGAUGUUUUCCUCGGUGAAAUUAAGGUUCCUGUGAACGUAUUAAGAAAUGAUGCCUCUCAUCAAGCCUGGUACUUGCUACAACCAAGAGACAAUGGAAACAAGUCAUCUAAAACUGAUGACCUGGGGUCCCUUCGAUUAAAUAUAUGUUAUACAGAAGACUAUGUGCUUCCUUCAGAGUACUAUGGUCCUUUGAAAACACUGCUGCUAAAAUCACCAGAUGUUCAGCCAAUAUCUGCCUCAGCUGCUUACAUUUUGGGUGAAAUAUGUCGAGAUAAAAACGAUGCUGUUUUGCCCCUUGUACGACUGCUGCUCCACCAUGAUAAACUUGUUCCUUUUGCCACUGCAGUGGCGGAAUUAGACUUGAAGGAAACACAAGAUGCAAACACAAUUUUUAGAGGAAAUUCCUUGGCUACUCGAUGCCUGGAUGAGAUGAUGAAAAUAGUGGGAGGGCACUACCUGAAAGUAACAUUAAAACCUAUUCUAGAUGAGAUAUGUGAAUCCUCAAAAUCCUGUGAAAUUGAUCCUAUCAAAUUGAAAGAGGGAGAUAAUGUAGAAAAUAAUAAGGAGAAUCUGCGCUACUAUGUAGACAAGUUGUUCAGUACAAUUGUCAAAUCAAGUAUGAGCUGCCCCACUGUAAUGUGUGAUAUCUUUUAUUCUCUAAGGCAAAUGGCUACUCAAAGAUUUCCUAAUGACCCUCAUGUUCAGUAUUCUGCAGUGAGCAGCUUUGUAUUUCUUCGUUUCUUUGCUGUAGCAGUAGUAUCACCUCAUACUUUUCAUUUGCGACCUCAUCAUCCAGAUCCACAGACAAUCAGAACAUUAACUCUCAUCUCGAAAACUAUUCAGACUUUGGGAAGCUGGGGGAGUCUGUCCAAAAGCAAGUCAAGUUUCAAAGAGACAUUCAUGUGUGAAUUUUUCAAAAUGUUUCAAGAAGAAGGAUAUAUUACGGCAGUUAAAAAGUUCUUGGAUGAAAUUUCAUCUACUGAAACUAAAGAGUCCAGUGGUACAAGUGAGCCUGUGCACCUGAAAGAAGGUGAGAUGUAUAAAAGAGCUCAGGGAAGAACUCGGAUUGGAAAAAAGAAUUUCAAGAAACGGUGGUUCUGCUUAACAAGCAGAGAGCUCACCUACCACAAGCAGCCAGGCAAAGAUGCUAUUUACACAAUUCCAGUGAAAAACAUUCUUGCUGUGGAAAAACUGGAAGAGAGCUCUUUCAACAAGAAAAAUAUGUUCCAAGUGAUACACACGGAGAAACCACUCUAUGUCCAGGCAAAUAAUUGUGUAGAAGCUAAUGAAUGGAUAGAUGUGCUCUGCAGGGUGAGCCGAUGCAAUCAGAACAGACUCAGCUCUUACCACCCCUCCGCGUAUCUAAACGGAAACUGGCUCUGCUGUCUGGAGACCAGUGAAAAUGCUCUUGGCUGCAAGCCAUGUACUGCAGGUGUCCCUGCAGACAUCCAAAUAGAUAUUGAUGAAGACAGAGAAACAGAAAGAAUUUAUUCCCUUUUCACCCUCAGUUUACUUAAGCUGCAAAAAAUGGAAGAGGCUUGUGGAACUAUAGCAGUCUAUCAAGGACCACAGAAAGAGCCUGAUGACUAUUCCAACUUUGUAAUUGAGGAUUCUGUAACAACCUUCAAGACAAUUCAACAAAUAAAAAGUGUCAUAGAGAAGCUAGAUGAACCUCAUGAAAAGUAUAGGAAGAAAAGAUCAAGUAGCGCGAAAUACGGGAGCAAGGAAAAUCCAAUCGGGAAAAUAUUUUAG